Messenger RNA from Melospiza georgiana, 4832 nucleotides. RefSeq names its product SEC14 like lipid binding 1 (gene SEC14L1). The record is from RefSeq and is a predicted model, not a curated record. The coding region runs from base 116 to 2263 and encodes 715 amino acids. The transcript has 16 exons. Gene Ontology annotation, cellular component: cytosol; cytoplasm. Gene Ontology annotation, molecular function: RIG-I binding. Lineage: Eukaryota; Metazoa; Chordata; Aves; Passeriformes; Passerellidae. Gene Ontology annotation, biological process: negative regulation of RIG-I signaling pathway.
ACGACGGGCGGCGGCGCGCGCGCCCCUCCCGCGCAGGACGGCGCUGCCCCGGCGGCAUGAGGGGAGAGCGCGGCCGGCUCCGAGCGGUUUGAGUUGAUCUCACUAAACUGCAGCCAUGGUGCAGAAGUACCAGUCCCCCGUGCGGGUGUAUAAACACCCUUUUGAGUUAAUUAUGGCUGCAUAUGAAAGGAGGUUUCCUACGUGCCCUCUGAUCCCCAUGUUUGUAGCCAGUGACACAGUAAACGAGUACAAGAGUGAGGAUGAGGCCAUCCACGUGAUCGAGCGGCGCUGCAAGCUGGACAUCGAUGCACCACGGCUGCUGAAAAAGAUUGCAGGAGUGGACUAUGUCUACUUUGUCCAGAAGAAUUCUCUGAACAGGAGAGAAAGGACUCUGCACAUAGAAGCCUACAAUGAAACCUUCUCCAACAGAGUCAUCAUCAAUGAGCACUGCUCCUACACAGUUCAUCCUGACAAUGAAGAUUGGACCUGUUUUGAGCAAUCAGCAAGUCUGGAUAUCAAAUCUUUUUUUGGUUUUGAAAGCACAGUGGAAAAGAUUGCCAUGAAGCAAUACACCAGCAAUAUUAAAAAGGGAAAAGAAAUAAUAGAGUACUACCUGAAGCAGCUGGAGGAAGAAGGAAUAACCUUUGUCCCUCGCUGGACUCCUCCUGUUGCAUGUAAAUCAGAGAGCAGCACAUCUCACCCAAGGAGACCAGUGUCACCUGCCAUUAACAUCCCAGAGUCUGCCACAAAGGAGGGCUUGAGCAGCAAGGAGAUCCUCAACACCUCCAGCAGCCCCUCGGAGCCCACUGCAGGAACACCUGAUGAUAAGCUGGAUGCAGACUACAUCAAGAGGUACCUGGGGGACCUGACCCCCAUGCAGGAGAGCUGCCUCAUCCGCCUGCGGCAGUGGCUGCAGGAGACACACAAAGGCAAGAUCCCCAAGGAUGAGCACAUUUUAAGAUUCUUGCGUGCCAGGGACUUCAACAUUGACAAAGCAAGAGAGAUCCUUUGCCAGUCACUGACGUGGCGUAAGCAGCACCAGGUGGAUUAUAUUCUGGACACCUGGAAUCCUCCCCAGGUGCUCCAGGAUUACUAUGCAGGAGGCUGGCAUCACCAUGACAAAGACGGGCGCCCUCUGUACGUGCUGAGGCUGGGCCAGAUGGACACCAAGGGCCUGGUGCGAGCGCUGGGGGAGGAGGCCCUGCUGCGCUACGUUCUUUCAAUAAAUGAAGAAGGGCUGAGGAGAUGUGAGGAGAAUACAAAAGUAUUUGGCAGGCCAAUAAGCUCUUGGACCUGCCUGGUAGAUCUGGAAGGUUUGAACAUGAGGCAUUUAUGGAGACCUGGUGUCAAGGCCCUUCUGAGGAUCAUUGAGGUGGUUGAAGCCAAUUACCCCGAGACCUUGGGUCGUCUGCUUAUCCUAAGAGCACCUCGAGUAUUCCCAGUUCUCUGGACACUGGUUAGUCCAUUCAUUGAUGACAACACCAGAAAGAAAUUCCUUAUUUAUGCUGGAAAUGACUACCAGGGUCCUGGGGGACUGCUGGAUUACAUAGAUAAAGAAAUUAUCCCUGAUUUCCUCGGUGGAGAGUGCAUGUGUGAAGUACCAGAGGGUGGGCUGGUUCCCAAGUCCCUCUACCGGACAGCAGAAGAGUUGGAAAAUGAAGACAUCAAGCUUUGGACUGAAACAAUCUACCAGUCUGCAAGUGUCUUCAAAGGAGCUCCACAUGAGGUUCUCAUCCAGAUCGUGGACGCCUCGUCGGUGAUCACGUGGGAUUUUGACGUGUGCAAGGGCGACAUUGUUUUUAACAUCUUCCAUUCCAAAAGAGCCCCACAGCCUCCCAAGAAGGACUCCCUGGGAGCUCACAGCAUUACAUCUCCUGGUGGGAACAACGUCCAGUUGAUAGACAAAGUCUGGCAGCUGGGGCGUGACUACAGCAUGGUGGAGUCUCCCCUGAUCUGCAAAGAAGGGGAGAGUGUGCAGGGCUCCCAUGUGACCAGGUGGCCUGGCUUCUACAUUUUACAGUGGAAAUUCCACAGCAUGCCUGCCUGUGCUACAACCAACCUGCCUCGUGUGGAUGAUGUGCUGGCAUCUCUACAGGUGUCCUCUCACAAAUGUAAAGUCAUGUACUAUACAGAAGUGAUAGGAUCUGAAGAUUUCAGGGGAUCUAUGACCAGCCUUGAAUCAAGCCACAGUGGAUUCUCCCAGCUCAGUGCUGCCACCACCUCCUCUAGCCAGUCCCAUUCCAGCUCCAUGAUUUCCAGGUAGUGCCACAACAGCUGAAAAGCAAAUGGAUGUGAUGGCUGGUCCCUCGCCCAUGGCAGCUGAUUGCAAUACAGCAUAUUCAACUGGCAAUUGUGCAAAAAAAUCCCUACCCCAAAAAGCCUUUUAUAGAUAGUAAAGUAGCUGUUUGAAUUUUACACUUAGUGGUUUUGAUCUUUGUUAGAUCCAACAGCUUGUCUCUUAACUUUAACCCUUUUUCCUAAAUCAGCCAUAAAUAUUUUUGCAAGUGUGCUUGCACAAAUCCUAACUCUGAACACAAGGGCUCUUACUGAAAAGGAAAAACAACCAGUGCAUCAGUUAAGAAUGAUUUCUUUUUUUAACUGUGUAGAUGUUAAAAAGGGAAAAAGAAAAACCCUACCAAAAAUGCUCCGUAGUGCAUUAGAGAUCAACUGCAAGUCUCCUGUCAGGACAUUUCUUUCCAUCCUGAGAGAUCCCCUGUGAUAUUCCAGUGCUGCAAACUGUUCUCCUGUUGCCACUAAUGAUGUCCAAGACAAAGAACAGCAGUUGCUGGAUACUUGACUUUGUGAGUCCAUUUUUUUCAAAGCAUGCCCACAGAGCUGUGGCCAGGCUGUAACACUGAAUAUACUUUUUGUAUGAGCACAUUUCUGGGGAAUUUGAGCUCUGGGUCUUGCUGGGCUAAAGCAAUUUGUUCUUUCCUUGGAUUUGUGCAUGGAGCACUGUGGAGAGAGAGGUGGAGAGCAGGCUCUCCCCCACUGUGUCACUCUGGGCUCAUCCAGAGCUGCUCUGAGCUUCUUUUCCCAGCCCUGUGCUGGAGCUUCACUCUGCUUCCUUAGUGCAUUCCAAGCAAAUGGAUUUUACUGAGGUUUUCUUCUUGUCAGGAAUUUAUGCAGAGCUUCAGCUUGCUGCUCAAAGCAGUCUGAAGGAGGUGUGGCUUCCAUCCUUCCUGAGCACUUCUCCCUCCCUGGGACCUCCUGUCUUUCCCAGUGCCUGGCAGAAAUAGAGCACCUCAGUUCUGGUCAGCCUUGCUGAGAGCAGGGAGCACAGGGAUCUUCCCUCUGAGUGAUACAGGAGAAGAUAUUUAAGGAUUUUCUCCACCAUUUUCACUACUGCCACUGUCAGAGGUGAUCUGCCAUUUGGGAUUCUGUCCCUGUUGGCCAGGGAUUUGGGAUUCUGCCAUUUGGGAUUCUGUCCCUGUUCCAGGCCCAAGCUGGACCCUUGCUGAACUCUGUUCAGUUGUUCUUCCUUCUCCAGCCCUCUCUCUAUGCACAGCAAAAGGCCCCAAAGACUGAACUGUCAGACACAGACCACACCUGGCAGUGGAGCAGAGAUGAUUUUGGUCUGAAAUGCAGCAGGAUUUGCACAGUUAGACCCUUCUUGAUCUUUCCUUACCCUUGCUAGAGCCAAAAUGUCCCUGCAGGCACAAGGAGCUUCUGUGCUGGCUGCAGUCCCAUCUGGGAAAUGGGAUAGGGUCUGGCUUGGGUAAGGGGUGGAGGAGCUUCAGGAGGUGUUGCACUUGGAAAGCAGAACUCACUCGGGAUUCUGGAUCCCCUGCCUGAGGGAUGCUGGUCCUGAACUCAGUGUGAAGCUUUUUUAUGCCUGCAGGGCUCUGGAGAGGCAGGUGACAGACCCCUGACAGGAGCAGCUCUGCUGCAGCCCCGUUCUGGCUGUGGCACCAGAGCUGACAGGUAUUUUAGUAACAGAGGUGCUCAGAGACCAACCUCCUUAAACUGAACCAAGUGGAUCUGUUCUGGAGCUCUUUUAGGACUCAGAAGCUGAAGGUGGAGGUUUGGCUGUUACUUAGGGACUCAGGUCACUGCUUUGGUGUCACACAGCUCCCAGCCACUUGCACAGGCUGUGGCUCCAGGGCUGCUCCCAGGAGCUCUGCCCAAAUUCCUGACCCCAGGAGCCAGGCUUGAUAGCACAGGGAGAGCAGCUGGAGCACAGUGAGGUUCACCUGCUGACACUCAUGGCACUCACUCUUCCAUUCACCAGGCUGUAAGGGCUGAAGAUGGUCCCUUUCUCUCUCUCUCUUUCUCUCAGAUGGCGAUUUUGCUGACAACUCUAAAGAAUCUGCUCCAUUCAACACUCCACAUCUUGUCCAGGUGUCUGCCUUUGUAGACCUUUUUGAGUUGCAGUCCCUUUUCAAGUCUGAAGAGCUAUAUUUUUGUUUUUCACUUGAGCUGGCUCAAAAGUGGCACUUUGGGUUUUUCCUGCUUUUGAUCUUAACACAUCAUUUAGAGCUCAAAGCACAUUGCAGCACAAACAACCAGGGAGAUAAAAUUCCAGAAAAACAAUAGUUAAUCUUCCUGUAAGCAAAGUGCUGUGGCAAUAUGACUUGAUCACUGCAGUCUAACUAAAUUUCCCAUACCCUGGUCUUUCUCUGUGUGAUACUGCUCUUCCUUCUCUCAGCCAGUGACUCUUCUGUUGGCACCUUUCCUGUUAUCAGUGUCCUUCACUUCCCUGUCCCUCCUCAUGAACUGCAUAUCAAAUUCUGUAAAUGUUUUGUAUACAUAAUACCUCAUUCUUGGUAAUAAAAUACAGAUAGUCUUUAAAAGAUUUUUUUAUUGUUAUCAAUAAAUGUUAACUGUUUGGA